Conger conger (European conger) is the source of this 5437-nucleotide messenger RNA. Its product is annotated as forkhead box protein K1-like. Bases 104 to 2038 code for a protein of 644 amino acids. The record is from RefSeq and is a predicted model, not a curated record. Gene Ontology annotation, biological process: regulation of transcription by RNA polymerase II. Gene Ontology annotation, molecular function: protein binding; DNA-binding transcription factor activity, RNA polymerase II-specific; RNA polymerase II cis-regulatory region sequence-specific DNA binding. The transcript is spliced from 9 exons. Lineage: Eukaryota; Metazoa; Chordata; Actinopteri; Anguilliformes; Congridae.
AUUUGCGUUUACUCGAUCCGUGUUGUGUCUGUCCACCACCAGCAGAAACUGAGUUUACUCCUGGUAGUAGCACUGUUGUUCCCGGUGUAUUUUCCCAGAAGAAAUGGCUGAUUUUGCAGACGAUACUGGAGCUCGAGCAUUGCUGGCUCUAAAAUCUGCACCGUGUAGCCCGGUCAGAGUGGCAGCUGCACCCCUGUACACUCUGUCCUCGAAUUCGGCAUCCAUGGCGUUCUCAGCGCCCCAGGCCCUUGCGCGGUUGGAAGGCAGGGAUUUCGAGUUUGUCAUGCGCCAGAGGACCGUGACCGUGGGUCGGAAUUCAUCGCACGGGUCUGUAGAUGUCAACAUGGGCCAUUCGAGCUUCAUAUCUCGGCGACAUUUCCAGAUAAUUUUUGAAGAGCCAUUUUUUUACCUACGUUGCUUAGGGAAGAAUGGCGUAUUCGUUGACGGCAUAUUCCAGAGGAGAGGCGCUCCCCUGUUUCAACUACCAAGAGAGUGUACCUUCCGGUUCCCCAGCACAGUUAUCAAGAUCCACUUCACCGUACUCCACCACAAGGAAGCGCCGAAGGCUGAGGCCGCUCUGUCUCCAGCGAGGCCUCUCUAUCCAUCCGCCUCCCCGCUGAAGAUCCACAUUCCCGAUAACGACUUCCGGAGCCUGAUGAGCCCGCUGCCCUCUCCGACCGGAACCAUCAGCGUUCCUAACUCCUGCCCAGCGAGUCCACGUGGAGCAGGGUCCUCGGGGUACAGAUUUGGAAACAGCAUCACCUCUGACCUGCAGCUGGCAGCGGAGUUUGCCGCCAAGGCGGUGUCGGAGCAGCGGGCAGACACUUCUGGAGAUGACAGCCCCAAGGACGAAUCCAAGCCUCCGUACUCCUAUGCCCAGCUCAUAGUCCAGGCCAUCUCCUCCGCCCUGGACAGGCAGCUGACACUGAGUGGCAUCUACGCCCACAUCACCAAAAACUACCCUUACUACCGAACGGCAGACAAAGGCUGGCAGAACUCCAUCCGGCACAACCUGUCCCUGAACCGUUACUUCAUCAAAGUGCCCCGGUCUCAGGAGGAACCGGGCAAGGGAUCCUUCUGGAGGGUGGACCCCUCGUCGGAAGCCAAGCUGGUGGAGCAGGCCUUCCGGAAACGCCGGCAGAGAGGCGGGUCCUGCUUCCGCACCCCCUUCGGCCCCCUCUCCUCCAGGAGCGCCCCUGCAUCGCCCACCCACUUGAGCGGCUUGCAGACCCCAGACUGCCUGUCCCGAGAGGGCUCCCCCAUCUCACACGAGCAGGACCUGGGCUCCAAGCUGGCGUCCGUGCCCGAGUACCGCUACACGCAGAGCGCGCCAGGCUCCCCGGUCAGCGGCCAGCCGGUCAUCAUGACCAUGCCACCGCAGCCCGCCGGGGGAGGGCCCAAGCCGCUGGCCUACCUGCCGGCCUCCCUCCUCGCCCCUCAGCAGCCCCCGGGCCACGCCCUCCACGUGGUGCAGCAGGCGCCCACCGUCACCAUGGUGAGAGUGAUGACUACCUGCGCCAGCUCCCCCAACGGGUACAUCCUGGCCAACGCCAACCUGCCGGGGAACCAGCAGGGGGCAGGAGAGAACUCCGGUGGGCGAAGAGGCACCGGGGAGGAGAAGACGGUGGUGAGCUUUGCGUCUCUCCCCACGGCGAGCCGCGUGAUCCAGGCGGUGGGCAGCCCGGUGGGCGGGGUCGGUGGCGGGCAGCAGGCCUUCACCGUCCUGCAGCAGACGCCUGUCUCCGUGGGCCAGCACCAGCUCCCCGUCCGGCCCGUCACCCAGAACGGCAAGCACGCCCUCCCUGUCACCAGCAUCUCCGCCGGCACCUACGCGAUCACCAACCCGCUUCAGAUGCUGGCAGCCCAGGCCUCCAGCUCUCCCCCAGUCCUGGUGAACAGGCCGGCCAGUACAGAGGCUGUGGAGCCAGGCUCCACAGCAGGCGAGCCUGAGGCCAAGAGGCCUAAGGUGGAAGAUGGUGAAGCCGCACCGGUCCCUCAGCCGGUUAUUGUAGCCAUGAACCAAGAAGCCAGUGAAUAAAGUUGCAAGAUGAAAAACAGGAUUCAGUGGAGAGGGUUCUUACGUGUUCUUCAGUAUAUAAACCCAAUGUGCCAAACAAAUGAGGGCGGGGGUAUCUUAUUGUGUGCUUACACGGGAUUCGAGAGAGCAAUUCAGCUGUUCAAAUAGAGACAACUUAUUGUAACCUGGGGUAUUUUUUUGUUAUCUUGCGUUUGAGCCCUGGCUUUUCACUUUGUUUAAGGCAUUGUCCAUUAAGCCUUAACACAAGAGGUGUACUGCUGUCUGAUUUGCGGGGGGAAAGGUUAGCCGGUAGCUGGAAACGCAAAUGGUCCCUGACAACAGAGAGAAGAGAACCUACCCACUAAAGUCCUCAAAAAUAAGAGCAUUCAUAUUGUUGUUCAGCUGGUACCCUCAAAGUACUUCUUUAUUAAAUCGCAAUAACCAGGUUAGGUUGGGACCAAAGCUGCUGCAGCCAUCUAUCUGACUUGAGGUAGUCUCUCUAAUGAAAUCGCUGUUGAGAGUCCUGUGCUUUGAGGGGGUGUCAGCUUCCUAUACAAGUUCUUGUGAACAGAGAUUUAUUCAUCUUUUUUCUAUUUUGUUAGCUUCCAGUUGUGAUACCUGCUAUUUUUUAAAAUAAAGGAUGUUACAGAUAAAUGCAAGAAACUAGGGAAAAAAAAAAACACCGGAAAGUUUAUUUUAUUUUUAUCUGGUGUCCACUUUAAUAUGUUUAUACGAAAUAUUUUUCUAUUAUCAUAGUACUUGCAUAAAAAAAAAAGAAAUACUCAUCUCAAAAUCGUCACCGUUUGUGACUUGUCUACCCUACCUGCGCAAUAUCAAAUUCACUCAAUGAAUGUACUUUUAUCUGUUUUACUAAUGGUCUGUGGCCUCUGUGUUUGUCAUUAUUCUUCAUUAAGUAUUCUAGGUACAGGUGAAGGUAGUUUAAUAAUUACCGUAAGGGAAAUUAUUUGUGGUAAAAAAAAUUUUUUUUAAAAACUAGGAAAAAAUACUGACCACUAAAGGGCCGCCCUUUCUGUUUAGUUUAAGUGCAGUCGUCAGCCAGUUGCAUGUGCUUCUUUAGGUUCACAGAAGGAAAUGCUGUACAAUAAGCAGUCUGCCCUCCCAAAUAAUGGACUGGCCUAGACCUUUUCAUUUCAGUUUGCAGAUUUACACUUGUACGGCCAUUACUUUCUAUGCUCUAUUACUGUCAGCAGACAUUACAUUACAUUGAUAUGUUAAUGAAGAUGCAUUGACUUGACAAAUGAAAUUAGAAUGAGAGAGAAUUCGAUUCUACUAACCCAAGGGGCUAUUGCUAUUUGGAAUAGUGUGAAUGUGGUUUCUUAUGAAAAUACAUAGCCGCUAAAUUUAAUCUACAGACAAAAAAAACUAUUCUUGAGCAUUCUGUCAGAACAUUCUUAGGUCUCUCCUUUGUAUUCAUUCUUUUUUUAAAUAUCAUGUUUAUUUUUCUGAAGUGCUGAUCCAGGAAGGAAGCCACAAGAGUUGAGUGAGACUGUUUGAAAAUCUGGGAUUUCCAGGAAAGAAAAGCAUUGGGCACAGUGAUCCUAAAUCAAUGCCUCCAAAAAAAAAGAAAAAAAAAAGAACAAAAAAACUUUUUAAUAGAUCUUUUAUAUAAAUAAUAUUAAUUUUAAUAUCUUAUUUUUGCCACAUCCCCCAUUUAGCCGGAUUAAAAUUAUGAGCAUCAGGGAACAUCAGCGGAAACUGACAAACCGUGAUGACGGUGUCGGAUGGGCAAAGGUACAUUUACAAAAGUCCUCAAAAGGUUUAAGGUUUAAGGUUUAAAAAUAUUGACAUGUUUUAGAAAAUGUGCUCUGGUACUUGCAUGCAUGAAGCAAGCAUUCCGAAGAAUGGCCUGUAAGACUAGAUUUUUGUCCGCAGCUAGGUUAGACAUAACUAACUUUGAGUGCUUUCUCUUCAUAAGAGUAAACAUAAACAUACAGCCCAACUGAAGAAAAAUGUUUCUGUAGAUCAUUUAAAGAUGCCAAAAGUAAUCUUGGGGCGUGACUUCAUAGUUAAUAAGUGUGUAAGUACUUGGACGUUAAAACUGCCACAAGAUUGAGACAGCAUCGUUGCUUCAAGAGAAAUGUGCUGAAAGAACUUACACUUUCCACAAUUAAAUUGGAAUUUUCAUUUUGCAUGAAACUACUUCACACCUACUUGUGUUAUGACAUUUGAAAAUAAUUCUCAAACCACAGUUUUCCAAACAGAAGAAUUUUAUGAAACUGGUGCACUGUAAUUAGCUUCUUUCUUUUUUACAUUUAAAAUUUGCCGUUCAAAAUUUCAGGUAAAAAAAUGAAUGGUUGGGCCAAGAAAUACUUGUGUCUAAUAAAGAAUGUCUAUGACCGAGGCAGUAUUGUUUUACAGUUUAAGUCCCUGUAUCUCUUGUAGUGUCAUUGUCUAUUUAAAAAGCAAAUGUUAUAGAUGUCAGUGGAUUAAAUUGAAGGAUUAGCUACCCUUUUGCAUCAUGAGGAAGGAGUAGUCUCCAACAUCUUUCAUUGAAACACUAAUCUGUGAAGUUAAACAAAACAAAUUUGUUUUAAAUGAAACAAGCUAUUUAUGCCAUUUGUAGUGGCUGUAACAUAUGUUGACUAUAGUAAAUAUUACAGUAAUACAUUGGUAAAAGUAAAUGAGAUGCCCUAAAAGUAACUAUUUUAUUUCUUAAGCUUUGUUACUGUAUGCUCAUGCUUUGAAUGGAAACCUCAAAGUAGUGACAACACAUCCUUAAAUUGUAUAAAAUCAGUUUUACAGAUGGCUCUCCUGCUCAUUUGUACAAAGGGAUAAUUCCGUUUUUUGCUAUUUUUUCUAAUUUCGUAAAUGUUUUGUUUUUGUUUCUUGUUUUUUUCAGCCCAGACACAUUUUGUGUGUAACUAAUGAUAUUUUAAGUUGUUAAAAGAGUUUAUGUUGACCUGCUUUACAAUGGCUGAUACAGGGGCAUUCAGGGGUUUGUCGUCUAUAGCAAGAACUUAGUCCAGAGCAGCUUGAACAGUGUAGCUACAAAGCAACAUUACAAUAUUAAAUAUUCAAAAACCCUCUAAAAUGCACUUGCCUUUUAAUACUUCCCCUUUGUUUUCUUUGUCAAAUACGUUUGAUAAAUGGUUUAUUUGUUCAUUGCCAACAGCAAUGAUUUUUAAAUGGUAACAGUCUAAUUUAUUGACAGACAUACAGUACGACUGCAUCAUGUCCUGAACUGGUACUGUAUAUAAAAAAAUAAAAAUCACUCUUCUGAAUUAAAUCGGGGAUUUACAUUUGGAGAACAUUGUUUAAUAAGUGUCAAAAAGGUCGGUCUGAAGUAUUUGGCUCCUGUCCAACAAAUGUCUCUCAACAUUAAAAUGUGAGAUGGAGCCAUUGGUGUAGCACAGUUUUGUCCUUGUUCAUUAAAAAUCACCUUCACACCUUUUAAGCAAA